Messenger RNA from Coregonus clupeaformis (lake whitefish), 1846 nucleotides. It is a transcript of the gene scd, whose product is annotated as stearoyl-CoA desaturase (delta-9-desaturase). Gene Ontology annotation, biological process: response to fatty acid; unsaturated fatty acid biosynthetic process. The record is from RefSeq and is a predicted model, not a curated record. The coding region runs from base 281 to 1294 and encodes 337 amino acids. Gene Ontology annotation, molecular function: stearoyl-CoA 9-desaturase activity; iron ion binding; palmitoyl-CoA 9-desaturase activity. The transcript has 6 exons. Gene Ontology annotation, cellular component: endoplasmic reticulum membrane. NCBI's taxonomy places the organism in Eukaryota, Metazoa, Chordata, Actinopteri, Salmoniformes, Salmonidae.
ACGUGAACAGGAGAUAAAAGGCCAACCAAUGACAUGUCGCGAGAAAGGUGGUGUCAAACCCAGCUUGUCCAAUUACAGUCUCGCAAAUAUCUUGUCCAAAACCGGAGCACCUGGUGAGGAGAACGGCAUCAGCAACACUGUGGAAGUCACAUCAUCAUAGUGACCGAUAUUAUUUUGAAUUCAGUGCCGUAUACCACCAUUUGAAGCUUGAUUCUGUCAUAUUUGGUCGCAUCAAUCUACAGAAGUCACCUUCAUAAGUUCAUUCAACAACAAAAUCACGAUGAGGAUGACUGACGCGAAGGUAGAGGGUCCGGGGAGACACAGGAACUGUGAUGUGCUCGCAGAAUCGGCGACAAGAAGGGAUGAUGUGUUUGAUGAAACGUACAAGGAGAAAGAAGGUCCUAAACCUCCAAUGAUAAUCGUGUGGAAAAAUAUCACAUUGAUGACUUUAUUGCACAUUGCAGCCGUGUACGGCAUCUCCCUCGUCCCAUCUGCUCAUGUUUUGACCUGGGCUUGGUCUGUGUUUUGCUUUUUAAUAAGCGCUUUAGGAGUGACUGCUGGGGCUCACCGGCUAUGGAGCCACAGGUCCUACAAGGCCUCGUUACCUCUCAGAAUCUUUCUCGCCACUGCCAACUCCAUGGCCUUUCAGAAUGACAUCUUUGAAUGGGCUCGGGACCACAGAGUUCACCACAAGUUUUCAGAGACCGAUGCCGACCCCCACAACGCCAUCCGAGGGUUCUUCUUCUCCCACAUCGGUUGGCUCCUGGUGCGUAAACACCCAGACGUCAUUGAGAAAGGGAAGAAGCUGGAGCUCAGUGACUUGAAGGCCGACAAAGUUGUCAUGUUCCAGAGGAAGUAUUACAAGAUGUCAGUGCUGUUGAUGUGUUUCGCAGUCCCCAUGUUUGUUCCUUGGUGCCUGUGGGGAGAGAGCCUGUGGCUGGGCUACUUUGUGCCAGGCCUGCUGAGGUACACCCUGGUACUGAACGCUACCUGGCUGGUCAACAGUGCUGCCCACAUGUGGGGCAACCGGCCCUACGACGCCAACAUCAACCCCAGAGAGAACAAGUUUGUCACCCUUAGUGCCAUAGGUGAAGGGUUCCAUAACUAUCACCACACCUUCCCUUAUGAUUACGCAACAAGUGAGUUUGGCUGUAAGCUGAACCUGACCACCUGUUUCAUCGACUUGAUGUGUUUCCUCGGCCUGGCAAAGGACUGCAAGAGAGUGUCCCCUGAAAUAGUCCUGGCCCGGGCCCAGCGCACUGGGGACGGAAGCACCCGCAACCGGAGUGGCUAGGAGGUUUUCCCCCAAUCUCAAAAAAGCUCCAAAACAAAACCAAUGUAAAAAAAAAUAUAUAUAUAUAUAUAUAUAUAAAAAAAACCGACAAAAGUUUAGUUUGCAGUGUAAUUUUGAGAGGCACUUCUCUAUCUUGUAGCUACAAUCACGGCUUCACUCUUCUCCCUUUUGUGAGCUAUACAUUUCCUAAAGAGUUCUUAAAGAUGAAUGUUAGCUUUUGAAAAAGGGACUUUGAUCACCUUGUUAUGUUUUACUGUUUCAUUUCAUCUUCGCUGCAGCCACUAGUCUGUUGUGUGAAAUGGUCCAAAUAUGUCUGUUGCCAAAGCUGAAUGCUGCCAUUGGUCAAGUCUCCCUCAGUAGGCCGGAUGAGGUAUUCCUGAGCUGCGAAUGCUUUUUUUCUGCUGCAGUGGUACAUUUUGAUGUUGCAUAGGCAAUCAAUCAAUAGUUUCUUAAACUGCAGUCAAAGUAUUAAAGGAGAGAUUUGAAAAAUACGGAAGCUGAAAUGACAUUUUAAACUGUUGUUGUGACACCUUUUUAAAUCUCCAUCUUGAA